UUAAGAAGAGUAGAGAGCAGAAGAGCAAACUGUGCGAGAGAGAGCAGCAGGAUGGUGCAUUUCAGCAACAUGUCUUUGUAUCUGCCACUACUGAUGUUGGCUUUUAUGGUGUUGGCCUCUGCUCAGCUCAGCUGUGACCCCCAGACUCAGUAUGAACGCGGUGGUCAGUGCUGCCUCAUGUGUGGUAAAGGAACUAGUAUGACGUCCCCGUUCAACUGUGCGGAACCUCACUGCACCCCAUGUUCGGAGAAUGAAUACCAAGACGGGUACACAACGGAAGUCAAGUGUAAACGGCAGCCGUACUGUGAUCCAAACUCAAACUUUGAGGAGGUCCGAGUCCAUCAGAGCAAGACGGCAAAAACCAUCUGCAAGUGUAAAACGGGAUUCCACUGCUCCGGUGAAACCUGUCAAGUCUGUGUGGCACAUGAAGUAUGCCCUCCUGGAUUUGGGGCUCAACCCAAAGGCAACCAUAACCAUGACACAACGUGUAUCAAAUGUCCAGAUGGUACAUUUUCUGAUGAGUCCUCAUGGGAAAGCGCCUGCAAGAAUAUGACAGAAUGUAAUGGAUUCUACAUUAAACACAAAGGAACUCCGACAUCUGACCGUAAGUGCGAGCCAUCAAGGAUGCAUCUAAUAGCAAUCUGUGUUUCGUUGGCCUUGUUGUUGGUUGGAGCUGUAAUCGUCUUAUGGUUGACCAGAGGACACUUCAAGGCAAAGGCAAAGCCCUGCAUUGAAUACUGUCAGAAAGAAGAACAUAAGCCACUUCGAGAAAAAGAUGCAGAAGUUGUGAUAAGGAUCCCGGUGGAAGACGAGGUUGAGCCAAGUCUCCAGGAAAUAUCCUCAGAGGGUCUUCUAACUGACAUGGGAAACCCUGUGAGGGAGGAGAAUGGAAAAGCAGAAAUCCUCCCUCGACAGGAAUCACAAAUAGACACAUGCGGAAGUUCGGAAUUGUAAUGUAGUAAAUGUUUCUGAAUGUAACCCAAGGGGUGUACUACAAAGUAACAUUAGCAGGUUAGCAGGUAUGUCGAGCCUGAAGUCAGAGUCAUGAAGCUAGCUCUCUUACUGGAUCACCACUGUAACUGACACAGAGCAGGUUCAGAGUUUGGGAUUUAAAUGUUGCUGCUUUUUCUGAUGAUGUUUUCUGAUACAGAUUCUCUGCUGAGGGAAGAUUUUAUACCUGCAAACCUGUUGAGCUGUAUGUUCGUAAUCCCACGAAACAAAGCUGUGCAGUUACCGAACACAAGCGGUUUGUGUUGCAUUGCCAGGGGAACCUACAUGUGUUCAAGUAGUGAUAAAUACAUAGAUAUGUUAAAAUGUUUGUGCCUGCUUUGCUACCAGGUCAAUUCUAAACAGCGGAUACUGCAGCUAGUAAAGAACAGAUUUUGUUUAUUGCUGUUUAUUGCAGAGAAUAUUUAAUCAGUAACAUUAUUUCUGUAUAUCAUUUAUUAUGGAACAGUGUCAGACCUCAAUGCUCUUCUUCAAUAUCAUGUUUAAAUGAAGGAAGUUUCAGACAUCAAAUAUACAGCUGUCAUGUAAGAAAUAAGUAGCUUGCGCUGAGUGGUAAAGGAAAUAUAUUAAUUUACACAUUCCUCUCUUGCAAUCAUUUGCAGCAACAAAUGUUUAUAUUCCCUAUAGCCCUCUAUAAACCUGUUGCUUUUUGCUGAAGUAGGUCUUCUUCAUCAGUCUCAACACACUUUUCUUUUGACAGGGGUUUUCAGGUUGUCUUGUGUUUCCUUUGGACAGCAAAACUAAUGAUGUAUAUAUGUAUUAGAACAUUAAAAUGCACAAAUGACUAAUGUUGAGGUAGUGUAACAAUAUAAGAAGAUAGUGUAAAUAAUUAAUUUUGUAUUUUAAUGUAUGCUGGUGUUGAUGAUGUGUUUUGAGCCAUACACAUAGUUUCUGUAAAUAUAAACACCUGAUACAAUCGUGUCAUUUUGCAUGAAAACAGGCUACUUUGAUUAAAAUGUAUGCCAUUUAAAUCUGAA
This is a messenger RNA of Stegastes partitus (bicolor damselfish), 1985 nucleotides long. It is a transcript of the gene cd40, whose product is annotated as CD40 molecule, TNF receptor superfamily member 5. Gene Ontology annotation, cellular component: CD40 receptor complex; external side of plasma membrane. Gene Ontology annotation, biological process: immune response-regulating cell surface receptor signaling pathway. The transcript has 9 exons. The record is from RefSeq and is a predicted model, not a curated record. The coding region runs from base 52 to 954 and encodes 300 amino acids. NCBI's taxonomy places the organism in Eukaryota, Metazoa, Chordata, Actinopteri, Pomacentridae. Gene Ontology annotation, molecular function: protein binding.